GCAACCCUACUCACAUUGCGUCCGGCCGUCAUGGAGUCCACAGAGAGCAGAUUCGCUCACCUGCUGAAGCCCAUCAGGGAGCUGACCAAGAACUGGGAUAUGGACGUGGCGGCCGAGCUCAACGAUUACCUGGAAGAGCUGGACGAGAUGUGCAUCACGUUCGACGAAGGAAAAACCCGACUGAACUUUGCGGAGGCGGCGCUGCUCAUUCAGGGCUCCACCAGCAUCUACAGCAAGAAGGUGGAGCUUCUGCACAAUCUGGUCUACCAAACGCUGGACUACAUCAGAGACAGGAAUAACAAACGAAACAAAGAAGCAGCGGCCGGCGACGGCAGCCAAGUACGAGAGACGGCGCACCGGGAUGACGACGAUAACGACGACAACUCUUUCUACGAUGUGGACGUCAAAACGGCGGAUUGCGUGGACAGAAAUGAAGACGAUGUGUUUGUGAAGGUGGUUCCUCUUCCUCCGACAUCUCUGAUCCCUCCAGAAAGUCACGAAAAGCUCAAGUUUCCGCUCAUCAGUUCCAAAGGUGAGGUGCCAUGCAGCCAAAAGGACUUCCGGAUCAACAUUUUUCUUCCGGGACUUGACAACAUGAUCAUCCUGGCGCCGGUGUCCCAAAGCGAUAUGCUUCUGCAGACCCCUGUUAACGCCCCGGCGGGCGGUCGUGAUGUCACGGCGGAAUCCCCCGAGCACAGCUUCCUUCCGUUGGACGACGUCGUGGAAGCGGACCCGGGAGUGGACGAGCACAUCCAGAGGCAGCAGGCUUCCGGUCGAGAACGGCCAGAACGGGUGGUCCUCGAGGAGGUGGCGCACUUCGCUGACAACACGUGGACGCUUCACGACCCGUACGUCACGCUGAAGGAGGGCAAACCUUUCACGUCAGGAAAGUGCUACAAGGUUCCGGCCGGUCUGGACGACGGAGGCAAAAGGAAACGUCUGGUGACGCCGACCCUGAAGAACUUCAGGACCUGGUUCAAAGAAACAUACGAUCCUCCCGAACGCAAUCUCCGAAAAGGACCGGCCAGCAUCGACCUCAACUACAUAUACCGGGAGGUGCUCAAAAGAAAGCUGAGGAACCUCAGGAGGAUCAAGCGGAAGCAGUUCGGAGGCGUUUCGGACGGGGACCUGAUUAAAGAGCUUCUGGAGCCUCAAGAAAACCAAGGGAACUUUGAAUUCCAGGAGCAGGAACAUCAGGACUCCGAUGACGAGCACGAAAUGCCCGAGGAAGGAGACGACGUCGCGUCGCCAGGUGAGUGCUGUGGAGCGCAGGUCGGACAACUCGAGAUGAGAAACUGUUUGCUCGCAGAAGCCGAGCAGCUGACUUACGAAGACCUGGUCAAGCUGAGAGUGGAGCUGAUGACCAAGAACUGUCGAGACUACACGCAGGAGACGGCGUUGUCUCGCCGCGUCCAAGAGUGGGAGGAGAAGAUCCACCUCAGGCUUCUUGAGCAGGACGGGCGCGCGACGUUCGACAUCCACGAUUACGGCGACCGAAUCGUAUCAGCGUUGGGCGAGGUGGGCCGGCGCCGCAGCUUCGCGUCCAUCGUGAACGGCGUGGAAAGCUUCCAAGCCUGCAGGUUGCUGCUGGCGUCCUUGCAGCUGGCCAACGACAACACUGUGGCCGUUGACAGCGCGGCAGGUACGGAGGCUGCCGUCGUAGACACGGCGGGCUUGACCCUGCUCAGCAAAGUUCGAGCCGCCGACAGGUUCAAGAAUCUCCCCGCGCUUCCUCAAGAUUGCGAAUAA
Messenger RNA from Nerophis lumbriciformis (worm pipefish), 1749 nucleotides. Lineage: Eukaryota; Metazoa; Chordata; Actinopteri; Syngnathiformes; Syngnathidae. The record is from RefSeq and is a predicted model, not a curated record.